This is a messenger RNA of Prorocentrum cordatum, 1234 nucleotides long. Lineage: Eukaryota; Dinophyceae; Prorocentrales; Prorocentraceae. The record is from the annotation of a GenBank genome assembly.
CCACCAUCAUCCGUCGCCAUUUUUGCUCAAGGCUCGCGCGACCCUCCGCGGACGCCCCUCGCCCGCCGACCGCGCAGCCGUUGUGCUGGCAGCCUCGCCUCUGAGGCCGGACACGGCGUUCUUGGCCAAGCUCCUCGUUCUCAAGGUCGUGCACGUGCGGCUGCAUUGACCUCGAUGUCGGCGUUGGGCGUUGUCCCCUUCUGGUCGACCUCUUGAUGCGGUUCGGUGACAUUUCCUGCACCUCGCAAUGAUCGUGCACCUUCAAUUCAUGCACAUGCUGGUGUCUACUUCGGCGUGUGCCUCGCCUGCAUUGCGUCCCGUGAGUUCUUCCGCAUGCACGCCUCCAGCGACGCGAUCCUCCACCACGGCUUUUGCGAUCUCAAUCUACGAGGCCCUGGGCUUCUCGUUCCUUGAAGUAGUCGUGUCGGACCUCCUGGCUGACAUUACGCACGAAAUCAGUGUCGACCUUUUCGACAACGACAAGGACAACGACAAGUACAAGGACAAUGGCUACGACAAAGACAAGCACAAGGACAAGCACACGGACACGAACAAGGACGACGACAAGCGCAAGCGCAAGGACGAGCACGUCCACCACCAGAGCAACGACAAGCACAAGGACAACGACAAGCACAAGGACAAUGACAACGCCAACGACAAGCACACGGACAAGCACAAGGACACGAACAAUAAUAAUGGCAAGCACAACAUCAAGGACAAUUACGCGAACAAGCGCAAGGACAAUCACCAGGACCCGAACAAGGACAAGGACAAGCACAAGUGCAAGGACGAGCAUGCAUCAAGAAGGGCAAGCACGAGGACAUAAUUUGGGACUGCACGGGCUUCUUCGUCAACUGCAAGCGCACGGAAACCAAGAACGGGCUCAAAGAAAGGCACGGGAACCUACAGUUGGACUCCGAGUACGUGCGCGAGGACGACGACAAGUUCGACGUCAAGUGUUUGGACAAAUUCAAAGGCAACGACGACCAAGUCGGCUGGGAUGUCGCGGAUUACUUCGUGAAUGGCCGCCUGGUGCCGCCAUCAACUACGUCACAGUCUACAUCUGCUACAUUCAGCUCUGAGCUGGCGCCUGGCUCGCAAGCCUAUCGUCCGCGUGCCUCUCGGUGUUCCCGGAAAACCGGCCCAUCUUGUCUGAAAUGGGUCGUUAUUUUCCUGGUGGGGCAUUUAAGCGCGCAAGGCAGCAGUCGCUCCCCCGAGCCGCUACGAAUAUCAA